Messenger RNA from Fimicolochytrium jonesii, 996 nucleotides. RefSeq names its product acyl transferase/acyl hydrolase/lysophospholipase. The record is from RefSeq and is a predicted model, not a curated record. Gene Ontology annotation, biological process: fatty acid biosynthetic process. Gene Ontology annotation, molecular function: [acyl-carrier-protein] S-malonyltransferase activity. The transcript has 4 exons. The coding region runs from base 1 to 996 and encodes 331 amino acids. Gene Ontology annotation, cellular component: mitochondrion. NCBI's taxonomy places the organism in Eukaryota, Fungi, Chytridiomycota, Chytridiomycetes, Spizellomycetales, Powellomycetaceae.
AUGGGAGCCGAUAUUUAUGAGAAAUAUGCAAGCGCGAGAGAGGUUAUCGACGCGUCGGACGAGGCGGUGGGCGGUGGAUUAAAGAAACUUAUGUUUGAGGGGCCGCUGAACGAACUGACAUCAACAGAGAACGCGCAACCCGCCAUAUUAUGUCAUUCCAUCGCCCUCCUCAACGUGCUAGAGAAAGACUACGCCUUCGACGUCCGCACCUGCACCUACGCCCUCGGCCACUCUCUCGGCGAAUACACCGCCCUCGUCGCCACAAAAUCCCUCUCCCUCCCCGACGCCCUGCGCCUCGUCCGUCUGCGUGGCCAGGCGAUGCAGCGGAGUAUAGAGAACCGCGAACAGGCCACGACGAUGAAAGCGCUGAUCAUCAACGGCGACCAUCUGGAAGACGUGGAGAAACUCAUGCGCAAGAUCCAGAUGAGUAUGCCGGAGGGCGAGGUUGCCGAGAUUGCCAACAUCAACAGCCGCUCCCAACUCGUCCUCUCCGGCACCACAAAGGGCGUCUCCUACGCCUGCUCCAUCAUCCAAACCCGCUCCCUCGCCGGCCGCGCCCUCACCCUCCCCGUCUCGGCGCCCUUCCACUGCUCGCUGAUGCUCCCCGCCGCCGACGAGAUGCUCUCCGCCCUCGCGCAAACCAAAUUCGCCGAACCGGCCAUCGAAGUCGUGUCCAAUGUCACGGGCCGGCCAAUCACCCCCUCGGACUCGGAGAGCGACAAUCCACGCACGAUCGAAGGCGCGAUACGACACCUCCUCCACGCCCAAAUGACGCGCACCGUGCAAUGGCAGCGGUCGACGAGGUUCUGCAAGGAUGACGAUGUGCAUGAUUGGAUCGUCGUCGGGCCUAGCAGGGUGUUGGCGAAUCUGUUGAGGAAGGAGUAUGGGACCGAUGAGGUGUUGCCCGUUGCGGGGGUGGAGGAUCUGGCCGGGUGGGGGAAACGGGAGAGGGGCCUGGGAUGGGGUGCGGAGGGGAGGCGGGUGGGGAGGGCGUAA